UUACAAGUUUUGGGAUAACCAAUGACCAGAAAACCUGGCAGACGACUUAACCCACUGAAAGAACCUUAGAACUUAAGAAAUCAACACACUAGAAGAAAAGAGAUGAAGAAAAGCCAUGGUUAAAUAUCUUGGUUUAGAUUACUUGAAAUUGGCUGUCAAUCGUAAACAAGAGUUCCUCAAUAAGGCUCUCAUAGCUGUACCAGAACAUCUAGAAGUAAUAGAUCUGUACACUCAUAAAGGCAGUUUUGAAGAUGAAAGAUACAGGAACCCAUGGAAAAGGGCUUCUUAUGACAGAAAAUUUCUUAGUGAAGAAAGAUGCAAAAGCUCUUGUUUUGAGGCUGCAAUACCUGAAAUAAAAAUUGGAAAAGCUGUUGAAAAGUUUGAUAGCACCAGUGAUACUGAGGAUGAAGACCUAGGAUAUUUUAAUUUGGAAGAUUUUGUUCCAAGCUUAGAAUCUGAUGACUAUGAUAUCAAUUCAAAUAAAAAUGAAACAUUGUUCCCAAAGUGUGAUGCAGAGGGUUACAGCAAACAUGACAAGAAAAACAAAAAUCUUUUCAAUGAAGUACAUCAAAAGGACAACGUACAUGAUGAUACAUCUUUCAAAUUAGAAGAAACUUUGACAGAAGAUGUAUUUAAACUGUUGAAGAGUAAUCUCCCUUCAUUGAAAUCUCUGACUGGUAGAUUACAUCAAAAUCAAGUUAAAGAUCCCCUGACAAGAAAAGAUGCUUGUAAUAUUCAGACUACAGACAAUUUAAGGCUAGGUACACCUAUAACCACAAAGAUAAAUGUUGCUGAUUGUUUGAAAGAGGAAUUUGUCAGAGUUGCAGUGGCUACAGAUGAUGAAAUGCUUAUUGAGGAAACUUUGUCACCAUUUUCCUCACCUAAAGAGGAGAAAAUGCCAGAUGAAAAUUCACUGUUGAAAGAUCUUGAAGAAAUUUCACAUAAUGAUCUGCAUAAUGAAUUAGAAUCUGGUGAGAUACCUCUUCCAGUUGUUUCAUCAGAUAUAGUCAUGAGUGAAGAAAAACUCAUGAAAGAAAAAAGGGAAACAAAUAAAGAAGAACUUUUCUUAGAAAUGAAUAAGAUAGGAGAUACAGGUGAAGAUUUUGAACAGAAAGCAUUGUUGGAUAGUCCACUUAUCAUAAACAAAUGUAGCAUAGAUGCUGACAAUUUACAGAUACAGUCAUUACUUCAUACCUUACCUAAGCUUCAGGUUCAUGAAAGUGAUAUACUUGGGUUCCUUACACCAGCUGAGAUUGAUCUAAUUAAAGGAAGAAUAUGGCAGAAAGAGAAAUACUUCAGUGAUAUUUUAUCCAUGAUAAUUGCAGAACCAGAAAUCCAAGUUUCUGUAGUUUCUAGUAUGUCUCUUCAAACCGUCAUUCAACAACAAAACUUAGUGAAAGAGGACCAUAUUGGUGAUGCAGAAUUGUCACUAAGCUGGGAUCCAGUUGGCAAAAAUGUUGUUAACAUAAAGGAACCAUGUAGCACCACUGAGAAAAUUGAUUUAGCAGUGAAAGAAAAUUUUAGUUCUGAAGUAUAUGCAAUUAAUUUUGAGAAGCUUCAGUACUCUGAUAUGCAUUGUGAGAAGGAUGAUGUCAUUGUAUUGUCCAAUACCAACACCAUAUCCAAUAUGAAAAAUAAUAAAGAAGCUCAAUUAGAAUCUGUAGAAAAUCUGCCAAUGAUUGUUUCUACCAAUGAAACUGUGAAAGGAGACACAGUGAUGCAAAAAGUAGUCUCUGCAAAUGAAGAAGACUUUGGUUUCAGUCAAAUGGAUGAUUUCUUUACUCUACGCAUUGGAGCAAAACCACAGACACAGAAAAAUGCUAUUAUUUCAACCAGGAACAAAGGAGAUGCUUCAAAAUCCAAACCUGAAAGUGAAUGUAUAGAUAGGAAAAGACCAGUAGAUAACAACAAGAUAUGGUCUGAUAUUAUAACUGUUCAACUGGGAGGUAAAUUUGAAAGUAUAGUAAGUGCUAUUGAUGAAAAGAUCUGUUACCUACUUACAUCUUUGAAGACUGCUGGUGAUGAUUUACAGAACCAAGAUUCCUCAUCCUUAAAUACAGAUUAUACAAGAUUUUUAUUGAAGCAAAAGGAGAAACAGAUGGCAGAUUCUAAAGACACAGAACAUUUAAAAGAGACCUAUAGGACAACUGUGUGCUUACAUGCUUUGUCUGGAGCAAGAGAUAUUUUAAUAAAUUACUGUUUAGAGUCAGCAAUAGCUCACCUACAAGCUGCUGAAGAUAAAUACAAGUCAUACUUGACAGGUGGAGUAGAAGACAUCAGACAGAAAUUGUUCCAACUGAGUUGUAAUUUUCAACAAAAUAACAUAUAUCAUCCAAAAAUUAUUGCAACAUGUAAAGAAGUAGAAAAAAGUUUCCAGUUUAGAAAUAAUACUGAGAAAAAGGUUUUGAUUGUUGUGAAAAGAAAGAUUCCCAGUUUUCUGAAGGUGCUUGAGAAAGUGAUUUGUCACUGUUCAUUGGUUAAGUUAAAGAUUCAAGAAGAAUCACAGAAAGAAAACAUUGUAGCAAGCUUUAAAGAUUGUAAUUGCAUGAUAAUACCCAGUAACCUGCUAGAUAAACACUUCCCUUGGGCUAUGAUAAACCUUGUUAUUGAAUAUGAAUAUGACAAGCAUGCAACUCUCGUAACAAUUUGUGAAACACAAAACAUUAAAUUAGUUUCACUCAAGAUUAAACUUAGUUCCUCUGGAACCAGUUCUCAACCAGAAGUAAACAUUCAGAAAACUCUUUCUAGAUGUAAGGAAUUGCAGCAAAUGACAAUACUGGGUUCAUCAAAACUAACAUCUUGUGGGGAUAUUCUUCCUUUGUUGGAAACAAGAUACAACCUUAUAGUGAUAGAACGAAACUACAGUAUGUUUGAUGGAACAUUAUAUUUUCCUGAUAUUGACAUAGAUGAGAAAGCCUGUAUUGUGCUACAUUCUCUGACAGAUAUGGCUGAUGGAAACAACUUAGAACCUUUUCUUAAGAAAAUUAUCUCCCUUAGUCUUAAAUACACAAAAUGUUGGAUUUUGUUGUUAAACUUGUCAAAAUCUGGGAAAAGUUUCCCUUAUGCUGGGAAAUGUGUCAGCAAUUUGUUUAAGCUGCAAGCAAGUCUUGGAAAUUAUGUCAGCAAACAUGAUUCAUUUGAAACAAAGGUUUUGACCUGUUGUAGUGCAGAAGAUAUAUGCUCAAAUAUCAGGAAAAUUUGUGACAUGGAGAGAAAAAACUCAGAAGUAUGGAACAAAGAGGAAUGGGCAGAUGGCAGUUGGCUGCAUGAAUAUUUUACAAAUGAAGAAAGGUUUCUGUUAUCUAUUCCUUGUCUGAACUCAAUAAGUUGCCAAGUUAUUCUGAAGAAAAUGACUUUGAAAGAAUUAAUGUCAUAUUCAAAAGACAAUCUGAUGAAAACUCUACCUAUGUUUCCACAGAGGAUAGCAGAAAUGUUAUAUUCCAUAAUACAUAGUAACCUGGGACUAAAUUCAGAACGUCAAAGUAAGACAAUACAGUCUACUCAAAAUCAAACACUAAACAGUUUUUCUGAGAAUGAUCAAAACAACAUCAUUACUAUUGACGAGGAUUCAGAUGACCAAUAUAUUGAUACUACAGAAUGUCAUUAUAAAGAGCCUGUGUCUGCCAAUAGCAAGUAUUUUGGAUAUCCAGAGAAUACAUUAAAACCACCAGUUAUAAGUGGUAUAAAAUACUCUGACCCAAAACAAAUUGGAAAGUCAAAAUCAAACAUACCAGUAGAUGUGAGAGAGCAUUCUGAUACAAAUAACCCUGGUAGGAAAAGGAAUCACAAUUCUUCUCAUUUACAACUGGAACAAGUUCUAAAGACUAAAAAUAGAAUGCAAUUUAAUGGUUCUAUAGAGGUAGAACCUAGUACAUAUGAAAUGUGUCAAAAUGGAUUUGAAAGUCAUCGAUUUAGAUUUCCUAGUGGAGAUCAGGAUACACAGGGUACAGAGGACUCUUUAUCACAGUCAUCAGUAAAAUUAAAUGAAUAUCAAAAGGCUGAAAUGGAAGGAAAUGAACAUUGGCUUAAAAGACUGGAAAUAGAGAAAGAUGAUUGUCCAGAUGAUAGUAAUUUGACAAAUAAUGGAAGUCAUCCUCAACUAUUUGUUGCUGAGCCUAUAAAUGACUGUAUUGACUUAACAUAUGCAAAAUCAAAUGCUCAAAGAACAGCUUCACCAGAAACCAUCGGACCUCAAUAUGGAAGACAAAAUGUUAAAGGGAGAAACAAAGUAAAGCAAACACAAAAUGACCAGUAUGGUAGAAGUAUUGUAUGUCCAUCCAUACAGCCUGUAACACCAAGUAGGAGAUGUGCUUUUAAAGACAUCAGCAAAGCUAGUAAUGAUGAGAAAAAUCCAAAUAUGUAUUCUCAAAGUGAUAUUCCUCAUUCUGCAUUAAGUCAGAAUAAAGGACAUAGAGAGAGUAGUCAAUCCUUUAAAUAUAACCAAAACAGACAAGUCAAUUCAGAAGAGAGGAUUUCUAUGACCGAUAAUUGUCAAGAUGAAAUUUCUGAAAAGAAUUCUGGAACAAGAAAUUUUACUGUUGAUCUCACAGAAACAACAAGAAAAAUUCUGAAACAAGCAUAUGAAUCUCCAAGAUUUGGUGUUUGUCCAACAAGACCUUUAUCACAGAGAAUCAGUGUUGGUUUAGCACAGCCGCAGAGAAGGGAAACAAAUACUAAUCCGCCAUAUGCAGAGGAAGAAAGAGGAUCCCAACAAUCUGACAGAAUUAUUCCAGUUUCUACACAAAGUAACCAGGAGAGUUUACAUGAAAGCAGCCACAGACCCAUUAAAUCAUUUAGUAAUCCAAACUUUUCACUAGUAAGACCAAAUAACCAGAAAAGAUGUAAAUCAGAGGAAAGGUUGCAAAGAGGUAUAGAUCAAGAAUUGGUUGAUGGUUCUUCAGUAGAUGUUUCCUAUAACAGUCUUGAGAUAGUCAGACCUAUGGAUACUAUGAGGAAUAAUAGUAACAAUAGAAUAGGACAGACAUCAAGAAGCUCCAGAGAAAUGGAAAAUCCAAGGUUUGAUCAACCUGUUGAAAUAUAUAAUCAACUGAAAAACAUGAAUAGCAACAGACAGACUCCACAAAAAUUAAAUCACUCUCUUGGACCUGUCAAAGUAGAUAAUCAAUGGAUAAACAUAAAUAACGGUAGAAAGACUCCACAAAAGUUUGAUCCCUCUCUGAGACUUGUCAAAGUUGAUAAUCAAGGGACGAACAUGAAUAACGGAAGAAGGACUCCACAAAAGUUUGAUCCCUCUCUGAGACCUGAAGUUGAUAAUCAAUGGACAGACACGAAAAGCGGUAGAAAGACUCCACAAAAGUUUGAUCGUUCUCUGGGACAUGUGGAAGUUGAAACUCAAUGGACAAACAUGAAUAAUGGUAGAAAGACUCCACAAAAGUUUGAUCAUUCUCUUAGACCCAUCGAAGUUGAAACUCAAUGGACAAACAUGAAUAAUGGUAGAAAGACUCCACAAAAGUUUGAUCGUUCUCUUAGACCCAUUGAAGUUGAAACUCAAUGGACAAACAUGAAUAACGGUAGAAAGACUCCACAAAAGUUUGAUCGUUCUCUGAGACCUGUCGAAGUUGAUGAUCAACUGAAAAUCAUAAAAAGCAUUAUGCAGACCCCAAAAGAGUUUGAUCGUUGUCUUAGACCUGUUGAAGUUGAUAAACAAUGGUCAAACAUGAACAAUGGUAGAAAGACUCCACAAAAGUUUGACCAUUCUGCUAGACAUGGUGAAGUGGAUAAUAUGAAUAGUGGCAGACAGAAUCCGAAGAAUUUUUAUCAUGAUGAUGAGUAUUGUGAAAACAACAAUCAUAUGCAUCAGUCUCCUUUAGAUAGAAGGACAAGAGAUAAUAUAUAUAGGACACCAAAUACACAACGAGAGUGGGAAAACUAUGACUCGCCACCAAUGGAUUUGGAAUAUCUAGAUGAUGUAUCAAAUGAAGACCAGGAAAAUUACAAUAAUGUUAGUUGUGAUCAAAGAAAAGUUAUGAGCAACAGGUUAAUUCUAACAAAUAAUGGAUCAACUCCAAAUAAAAAGAGGAAACUAGCUUAUGCCAAACAACAUGGAGUAAGAGGUGGACAAACCAAACUUAUCUUUAAAUAACAAUUUUUACAUAUAUUGUUGCAUAUUCAGAUUUCUAUAUCAUGUAUAUAUCUAUAUAAAUAACUGUUAGAUUCUUAAUAAGAGGUUAUUUGUUCUUUGUUGAUAUACUAUUAAAAUACAAAUUAUUUAUUUUGGUUGCACUAGUUAAAUUUUUUAUACAUUGCUUAUACAUAGUGGAAAUCUGUCUGAUACAGCUUUCUUUACCAGAAGACCUUAAUGCUUUACAUUUCAGAAGUUACUAUAAUGCAUUA
This is a messenger RNA of Mytilus trossulus (common blue mussel), 6354 nucleotides long. RefSeq lists its product as uncharacterized. Gene Ontology annotation, cellular component: condensed nuclear chromosome. Gene Ontology annotation, biological process: resolution of meiotic recombination intermediates. The transcript has 31 exons. Gene Ontology annotation, molecular function: ATP hydrolysis activity; single-stranded DNA binding. The record is from RefSeq and is a predicted model, not a curated record. Lineage: Eukaryota; Metazoa; Mollusca; Bivalvia; Mytilida; Mytilidae. Bases 116 to 6103 code for a protein of 1995 amino acids.